Ipomoea nil (Japanese morning glory) is the source of this 1290-nucleotide messenger RNA. RefSeq lists its product as uncharacterized. NCBI's taxonomy places the organism in Eukaryota, Viridiplantae, Streptophyta, Magnoliopsida, Solanales, Convolvulaceae. The transcript is spliced from 2 exons. Gene Ontology annotation, molecular function: RNA-DNA hybrid ribonuclease activity; nucleic acid binding. The record is from RefSeq and is a predicted model, not a curated record. The coding region runs from base 1 to 1290 and encodes 429 amino acids.
AUGGCGGCUAAGGAUUUUAUAGUUGGUGGGGUGAGACGGCGUAUUGGAAAUGGUAACUCAACUCUAAUAUGGAAGGACCCCUGGUUACAAGAUGAAAUGGACCCUAUGGUCCAAACGGAGAUGCCACCACAAUUAUCGGAUGCAAAAGUAUCGGGGUUAAUAGAUCAGACUACUGGAACAUGGGACCCGCAUAUUUUAUCAGAUAUUUUUGACCCACACGAUGUGCCAAGAAUUUUAAGAAUUCCUAUCUCUCCGGAAUAUGAAGAUACAUGUUUUGAUAAAUGGAACACACUAUGGAAACUAAAAAUCCCACCAAAGUGGAGGAUGUUUCUAUGGAGAGCUAUAAGUAAUAUCUUUCUUACUACCAACAACUUGCUUAUAAAGAGGGUGGAUGUUGAUCUGAUGUGUGCCAUGUGUGGAUUAAUCAAUGAAGAUGUUAUGCACUCAUUAGUCCUAUGUGAUUAUGCAAAGUCCAUAUGGAGCCAAUCUGGCCUUCCAAACCCCCACAUUAUGACAAAUAUUUUUCAUGAAUGGUUUAGGGCAAUCUUGAAUGUUCUAGACUCUAAUGGAAUGUUAUUUGCAGCUGGAAUUCUAUACAACAUUUGGAGAGCCCGGAACGGUGCGAUAUGGGAUGCAUGUUUACCGUUGCCAAGAAAAGUUCUCACUUCGACUAUAGUAACAGUAAAGGCAUGGCAAAGUGUGCAUGGCACUACCGGCUCUGCCCAACAGUCGGCCGACGUGAGCAAUCUGCCUCCCCUCGGGACCAACGCUGCAGCGACCCAAGAUCUGGUCUCUACUGUACUGCCGCAUCCCCUUCCUCCCGAGCCACCGCCGCCACAACCAAAACGGUGCUACAUCGACGCAGGUUUCAACUCCGGAUCAAUGACAGCCACAGCCGGGGUGGUCUUGCUCGAUCACCUUGGCAGUUAUAUAUCGGCGUAUUGCGUACCACCACAAGUUUGCCUCUCACUCCUUAUGGCCAAGGCGCUAGCAUGGAAAGAGGCCUUAUCGUGGCUCAGAGAGCGUGGAGAACAGUCAGUUCAAAUAUUCACGGAUUGCCAGACUUUACGAUCCUACCUAGAUUCAGCUAGUAUCCGGGCUCGGUCCUAUCUUGGUUAUGCCCUCGAUGAUUGCAAGAAUUUUGUAGCUAUGUUCAGUUUUUGCUCAGUUAAUUUUAUUCCUAGAUCGCAGAAUAUUAUGGCACAUGCUUUAGCAUCGGCUGCCUUUGGUUAUUCUAUAGCUAUGUACUGGGACGGGGUCCCGCCAGACUCUAUUUCGAUUCAUAUAUAA